Molecule: messenger RNA, 398 nt
Organism: Cokeromyces recurvatus
Lineage: Eukaryota; Fungi; Mucoromycota; Mucoromycetes; Mucorales; Mucoraceae
Exons: 3
Coding region: 65-292 (75 amino acids)
Source: RefSeq, a predicted model, not a curated record
ACUGAACCAGAGCCGGGGUAACAGCUAUAAGAAGUUAUUCUCCUAUAAUUUAAACAAUACCAAUAUGUCAAAUGAUGAAAAGGAUAAAUUUAUAUUUAAUAAACACAGUGAUGCAUCAAACAAAACACCAAAGCAGCAUAGAUGUAACAGCCAUCUUGAAGAUGUACUAGAAGGAUUGUCUCAAUGGCCAUUAAAUGUCUCAGAGCCAUUUAGUUUAUUUUUGGCCUGUUUAAGAUCUCAACCUGGUCAGGAGCCUCCUCGUUAUCAGGAAUUAGAUAGAAAGAAAAACUGAUUAAUUGACAUGUUUGUACCUUGAUUUAACGUGCAUGAUGAAAGGCUUUAAUGUAAAUUAAAACAAAUAAACAGUAAAUAAAUUGUGUGUUGCUUAUACUUUUACG